AUGGCAGGCGAUGGCAAGAUCACCCUCGGACGCUACAUGUGGGAACGCAUCCACCAAGUUGGCGUCGACACAAUAUUCGGAGUACCCGGCGAUUUCAACCUUCAGUUCCUCGAUUCCAUCUACCUCACCCCAGGUCUAUCUUUCGUCACUAAUCAAAACGAGCUGAAUGCAGCUUACGCCGCCGAUGGAUACGCUCGUAUCAAGAACACGCCCGGAUGUCUCGUGACCACACACGGUGUCGGUGAACUAUCAGCUCUGAACGGCAUCGCAGGUAGCAUGAGUGAGCAUGUCAAAGUCGUCCAUGUCGUUGGCCAGACUACACGGGCGAUGCAGAAAGGCAAUAUGAUGAUCCAUCACAGCAUCGGGAAUAAGCCAAAUCAUCAAAUGUACAACAAGGCUAGCGAGGGGCUGAGAUUUGCUGCUGCAGAACUCUGGGAUGUUGCAGAUGCUCCGAAAGAGAUUGACAGGGUGCUGAGGGAGUGUGUUAUCAAGAGUGGGCCGGUGUAUAUUUUCAUGCCACUGGAUUUGAGUGCUGAGAUGGUGGAUGCUGCGCUGUUGAAAACACCGAUCAAUCUUGAGCCGCACGUUGACGAGAAGGCACAGGAUGAAGCGGUUAAGGCUAUCAUGGAUGCAAUUACGCAAGCCAAAUAUCCGACAAUACUAGUAGAUGCCCUCGUCCAACGCUUCAAUGCUGCCCAGGAGACUGCGCAGCUAGUCCGCAAACUCAAUGUUCCUUUUUUCUCAGCGACCAUGGGUAAAGGCGUUGUCGACGAGACAGAAGAGAACUAUGUGGGAGUCUGGAAUGGCGAAGUCAGUUCUCCAGGUGUCAAAGAAGCAGCGAAACAAGCAGACUUGGUAGUUACCCUAGGUUAUAUACCUGCUGACACGAACUCGGCUGGUUUCUCAAGACAGUUGGAUGAAAGUAGUACGAUUCACAUCAACCCGCACGACGUUGUCGUCAAGGGCAAGUCCUACUCCGACACAGCCAUAAAGUCCCUCCUUGCGGCUCUUACUGCCGCCCUGCCAUCAACACCACAGCAUAAAAUUCCCAAACCACAGCUUCCACCACCUCGCACACCGCUCGACGCAAAGUCAGCCCAUCUGACCCAAUCCCAACUCUGGCCCGCCAUCCAAUCAUUCAUUCGUCCUGGUGACGCUAUAGUCAGCGAAACUGGGACCUCCAACUUCGGUAUCUGCGACAUUACGUUCCCCGCAGAUAUCAGACUAGUCACACAGAUCUACUACGGUAGCAUCGGCUUCGCUACUGCGGCUACUUUGGGCGUAGGAAUUGCGCGAAGAGAGGUAGAAAGCAAAGCUAAGAGUCAACUGGCCGGAGGAGAAGGAGAAGGAGAAGGAAGGACGAUUUCGAUAACAGGAGAUGGAAGUAUGGCUCUGACGAUCCAGGAAAUUGGUACUAUGAUUAAGGCGAAGUCAUACAACGACAUUGUUCCCCACAACUACUCUCACCUCCUCCCUCUGUACCGCCAUCCGGACCCGCAAUCCUCUUACCAUCGCGCAACUACUCAGUCAGAGUUAGCAGCCAUCUUAGAGAAACCACAACUCAAGCAACCGCAGAACCUGCAACUUGUGGAACUGGUAGUCGAUAAGAUGGAUACGAGUUGGAAGCUGGGUACAGCGCUGGCGUGGAGAAGCGAGGAACACAAGGAGUAUCUUACUAGAGAGGGCUUUGUAGAUACGUAUGGCGGAUGGGGGCUGGAUGGCAAAGCUGGAGGGAGUGUGAAAUGGAGUUGA
Messenger RNA from Alternaria burnsii, 1752 nucleotides. Its product is annotated as pyruvate decarboxylase. The coding region runs from base 1 to 1752 and encodes 583 amino acids. Gene Ontology annotation, molecular function: carboxy-lyase activity; thiamine pyrophosphate binding; magnesium ion binding. The record is from RefSeq and is a predicted model, not a curated record. Lineage: Eukaryota; Fungi; Ascomycota; Dothideomycetes; Pleosporales; Pleosporaceae. The transcript is spliced from 3 exons.